AUGAGCUCGAGCGGCCCGGGGGCCCCCGGGGACGUCCCUACGCCGCCUCCGCCUUCCGGGCCGGGCCCGGGGCCCGCGCCGCCGCCCCCUGCCGCCGCCCAGGACGCCAUGGACGGGCGCGCCGAGCCGCCCGCCUUCGCCCGCGCCGGGGCCCCGCCGCUCGCCGCCAGCGACACGGUGCCCGGGGCGCCCGAGGGACUCGGAGCCGCGCGGCCCGCCGCGCCCCCGCGCCCCACCUCCUUCUCGGUGCUGGACAUCCUGGACCCCAACAAGUUCAACAGCCGGCGCCGCCGCUGCGUGCUGCUGGGCCCCGCGCCCCCCGCCCUCGGCGCCCCCUGCGUCCCGGGCCCCGCCGCCUCGGGACGCCCGCCUCGCGCGGAGGAGCCGGAGCGCCGGGCCCUCGCCGCCGCCGCGGGAGCCGGAGCGGGAGCAGCGUCGCCGGUCUCCGCAGGUUCCAGUGACCCCUGCAAGACGGAGGAGGCUGGAGCCAAUGGCUACAGCAGCAGCGGCCACAGCCCACGUGCGGACAGCGGGGAUGAGGCGCCUGACGGGGAGGCUGAGGACGCCACGCGGGGAGGCAGCAGUCGUGGGGCCCGCGGGUCGGGCUGCCCCGGAGCGGGAGAGACAGAGGCCCCCACGGGUGCUGUCGAGGGGGCUGCGGGCCCCGCGCCCCGCGGGACCUCACCCGGAGCCCCCGGAGCGCCAGGGGCUGGAACCGCCCCGGCAGCGUGCACAGCAGGCAGCACAGGGACAGCCCCGCAGGGCGCAGUGGCCGCAGUCAAGCCCAAGAGGAAGCGCACCGGCUCUGACUCCAAGUCGGGAAAGCCGCGGCGCGCGCGCACAGCCUUCACCUACGAGCAGCUCGUGGCGCUGGAGAACAAGUUCAAGGCCACGCGCUACCUGUCCGUGUGCGAGCGCCUCAACCUGGCGCUGUCGCUCAGCCUCACCGAGACGCAGGUGAAGAUCUGGUUCCAGAACCGCCGGACAAAGUGGAAGAAGCAGAACCCGGGUGCCGACACCAGCGCGCCAACCGGCGGGGGCGCCGGGCCAGGCGCGGGGCCGGGGGCGGGGCUGCCUGGUGGCCUCAGCCCACUCAGCCCAUCGCCGCCACUGGGUGCACCGCUCGCCAUGCACGGCCCCGCGGGGUACCCAGCGCACGGCCCCGGCGGGCUCGUGUGCGCCGCGCAGCUGCCCUUCCUCUCUGGCCCGGCAGUGCUGUCCCCCUUCGUGCUGGGUUCGCAGACCUAUGGCGCACCCGCCUUCUACGCCCCGCACCUCUGAGUCGCCAGAACAGGACGCGGGGACUCGGGACGCGGGGACUCGGGACGCAGGGUGGGAAGAUGGGCGCUUCACCACUCGUCCUGCGGAUCAGCGGGUGCCCUGCACUGGCCGGGCCCAAGGAAGGGUUACUUUCAAAAGGACUGAAGGAUCGCACGCGGCCGGGCCGCUCAGAGCACUGUGCCAAGCCUCACUCAAUAAACCCAGGAGGCUGA
Molecule: messenger RNA, 1493 nt
Organism: Heterocephalus glaber (naked mole-rat)
Lineage: Eukaryota; Metazoa; Chordata; Mammalia; Rodentia; Bathyergidae
Source: RefSeq, a predicted model, not a curated record